This is a messenger RNA of Amoebophrya sp. A25, 1351 nucleotides long. The record is from the annotation of a GenBank genome assembly. NCBI's taxonomy places the organism in Eukaryota, Dinophyceae, Syndiniales, Amoebophryaceae.
CACAACUUCAACAUCAGCGAAAUUCGUAGAACUCAAAGAAGAUUCAGGGAAGUCGUAGGUCCAAUCCGAACCGACUAACGUCGUCAUCUAUGUCUUUCGAUUAGUUUCCUUCUAAUCUUCGGCUCCAUCGAGGCGAUGACUAAGCGAUCAGGAACCAGAUACUUCGCAGAGACCCAACAAAUAAAAGUUGCUCAAGGCGUGUCUGGAGCUGUUAUCGAUAAGGGCAGCAUCCAAGAUUUGAUUCCAUUCACGCUGCUCGGUGUCAAAUCAGGGUUACUCAAACUGGGCGUACCAAACCUGCCAUUACUCAGAUUAUGGACAUCUUCUUGACAUUUAGAUGAUCACAACACGAUAGAGGUAGUGGCCUCAUUCUCAUAUUGAUAGAGAUAUGACAAGGACAUUAUUUAGAUGAUGUGGUCCUCCAUAGACAAUUGCACCGAGACGUGGACUCAGCAAGAACGCCAGUAGAUACUAUUACACUCAUACAUAAUAGUUGUUGUUGUACAGUGACGAUAAUAUUUUUACAAAUGUUUUUGUAAAGGUGUUGAGGCAGCCUCUUCUAACACAGGAGAAUCUUUACAACGGGACGACGCGGUUUGAGCUACGAACAGCUAGUGCCAUCAAGGAGAGUGGCACACACAAUAUCCCGUUUUUGGGUGUGACGCAACCCGACUACUCGGGUGGAGGCACUGGCGGAUCCGCGAGGGGCGCAAGAGGUCCUGGGAAAGUCCGAUAGAUGCAGAUGCAGCUUCUAUGUAGUACGUGGACUGCGAGAAGGAGAACCUACUUACACUGCCACUCAGAUCGUGGACUACGAGAGCUUGCACUACAUAGUAGUAGAAGUAGUACACUUUAAGUGAUUUUCAUAUUAAUAAUAGAACGGAAGCCGAAGCUGCUAUAAUUAGUUAGUUCUUGUUGAUUGCAUUUGGGUUGACCACUAAGAAAAUGAUCGAGCAACAACUCAUGUUAGUGAUCCACUUUUCUGCCGAGUAAUGCCCACGGUAUUGCUUCUGUAAGGAAAUAGACAUAGUACUCAGAAGCUCUUAGAGCCGUUUGUGGUCAUGUAGCUCACCUUUUUUUUAUACGUCCACGGCGUGGCUGGUGACACUUCCUAGGGCAUAAGAACGAGAGGACAUUCUCCUGUGUACUGAUCGUAUCCACCACCUCGAAGAUAAGGGUAAAUUUUUUUGGCUACCUUGAUGGAGCACUCAGAGAUAGAUCAAAUUUGAAGCUCAAGAUUUAUAGCGUAGGUGACUAGUAAGAAGAUCGGCGUUGAAUGAAUAGUACUGUGUUCCUGAAAGAAUGUGUCAAGUCAGAAAAAGGCUCACUCGGUCACUGAGGCUUACCCGAU